This is a messenger RNA of Lathyrus oleraceus (garden pea), 1163 nucleotides long. RefSeq lists its product as uncharacterized. The record is from RefSeq and is a predicted model, not a curated record. Gene Ontology annotation, molecular function: protein binding. The coding region runs from base 149 to 871 and encodes 240 amino acids. The transcript is spliced from 3 exons. NCBI's taxonomy places the organism in Eukaryota, Viridiplantae, Streptophyta, Magnoliopsida, Fabales, Fabaceae.
UCAACCAUUAGCAUAUCUAAUGGUCGAUAUUCUUCUAUAAAUUACAAACAUUUCUUUUGUUAAACUUCAACCCUCUUCUAAAGGAGCGAUCGCUCUUUUGUACAAAACAAACCUCUUCUAUCUCACACUCACUCAUAACAAAGCAAUUAUGAAACCUUCUCUCUUUCGAACCGGUUCAGUCCCGGUUCUCCCAGGUUCACCUCGAACCUCUCUCUCACGCCAAGUUUCUUUUUCCGGCGACAAAAACCACCACGUUCAAUCUCCAAGGCUUUCACUGCAUUUCCACUCCACCGACCAGCAUUCAAACGGGAUCAGCAGAGAGUUAUCGGAAAGCGCUGCAAUACGAUCACCAAACGAGAAUUUCGGAUUUUCUAGGAACCUGAAUCGAUCCGGAUCACAGUAUUUUCCUUUGGAGGAGGCCGGACUCGGCGGCGGCGGAUGCGAUCACGGUGAUGUGAUAGUCGCCAGCGGCGGAAACGGCGGUGAAAGGAUUAAAAUCGGCGCGUACUAUGAGGAAAUGUUGAAGUCAAAUCCAACGGACGCGCUUUUGCUUAGAAACUACGGCAAAUUUCUUCACGAGGUAGAAAAAAAUUUGGUGAGAGCAGAGGAAUAUUACGGAAGAGCAAUUCUAGCGAAUCCUGAAGAUGGCGAGUUGCUUUCUCUGUACGGAAAGUUGAUAUGGGAAAUGAAUAGAGAUGAAGAAAGAGCUCAAUCUUACUUCGAUCAAGCCAUUCAUGCUGCUCCUGAUGAUAGUACCGUGUUAGGAUCCUAUGCACACUUCAUGUGGGAAGCGGAGGAGGUGGUGGCUAACGGUGGAGAAAUGAAGGGGAAAGAGGAAGAAUCGGCGGCCGAGCUUACAGCUCCAUUUUAAUAGUUAUUUAGUGCAUGUUUGGAUAAAUGGUGAGUUUGAAGAAAUAAUGUGACAUAACUUGAUAGCCAUACUCACAUUUAGUCCGAAUGUGUAAUUUAUAUAGUUCUAACUGGCGUCAAUGCGAAAGGUUAUGCAACAAUAAUGGUCUUAUUCUCUUUUGUUGGAUGCAUCUCUAUCUUCAACAAUAAUGGCUGUAACAUGUAAUGUAAUGUAACUUCUUUUUCUUGAACACAUGCAAUGUAACUAUGUACAUGUACAUUAACUCUGGAAAAUAUAUGAGUAUCUUAAAAUA